This is a messenger RNA of Pseudocercospora fijiensis CIRAD86, 1041 nucleotides long. RefSeq lists its product as uncharacterized. The coding region runs from base 1 to 1041 and encodes 346 amino acids. The record is from RefSeq and is a predicted model, not a curated record. The transcript is spliced from 3 exons. NCBI's taxonomy places the organism in Eukaryota, Fungi, Ascomycota, Dothideomycetes, Mycosphaerellales, Mycosphaerellaceae.
AUGGCCUCUCCCUUGGCCGAUCCAUCACAACUUCCAUUCAUUCUCGGCCGGCUCCAAGCAGCGCAGAUCCCUUCAGCCCAUCACAUCGAGCCCGAGACUCUCGCAUCCCUAUAUGCCGAAUAUGGUCGCAAAACCAAUCAUCAAAACUUGCAAGCCAGCAUGACCGAGUUCUGGAAACUGCUCAAGGACAAUGGCCCUGCACACCACAUCACCGGCGUCGUACAUCGCAUGGGUCUUCCCGCUUACAUCGAGGACGCCAUCUAUCGGUAUGAGAAAGAUUAUGAGAAGGACUGGUCGUCUUCGUCCUCCUCUUCAGGAACAUCGUCAUCAUCAGAUAGAUUUGGGAGGUGUUCUUCUAGGUCAUCUUGCGAGAACAGCCCUGGAAAGAACGCGCACGCAGGCCCAGGAACAGGUCAGAACGACGCCGAACAUUUAUUUGCCCAACUCAAUGAGCUGUACAUAGAGAACGAGUCGCUCAAAACCCAACUCCGGAAUCUGGAAUCCAGGAAUAAAGCCCUCCACAAGCAAGAUAUCAAACAGACUCGAACUCUGGCAUCGUUGACCGAGAAACGAAACGCCGACAAGCAUACCAUCACAACGUUGCGAUCUGCACUUGAUGGCAAGAAGAAGGCGCUGGAAGUCGGAGCUACGAAGCUGGACAAGCGGGAUCGAGAGGUCUUAAGUUUGAGAGAAGAAUUGGCGAUAGUCAAAAGAGAAGGGAGGGAAAAGCAAAAGCAAAAGAAACUGGAGCAGGAGCAGGAGGCAUCACUCAAGCAAGAUCCAUAUCGCACAGCAGAACGAGCUCAAAGAAAGCUAGAUCGCCGCGCCCGGAAGGCCUGUAGCUACAAAAUCCUCGGAACCAUGGGCGAUCGCAUCAUCGAUGCCAUCCAGGAAGCUCGCCACAUGGACUUUGCGGAAGCUGUGAGAGGUUUGGAGGGCCUCAGGGAAGAUAGGCGCCAUCGAGGGACGGAAAUAGUCUUGGAUAACCAGGAUGAUCGUGUCGAAUGCCUGCCUUGGACCAGAAUAGUCAGUCACAUCUGA